GUCUCAGAUUCUCUUUUCGGUUUUCUCUCUUAUUUAAAUGUCGAUUUCCUUACCGUUCCUUACCGCUUCUGUGCGAGUAAAAACCAUAGUUUCUUUGUCUGGUAAGGAUGCCCUUAAAGCGUGUUUUGUGAAAAUUGCAAUGCCGUAUUCAUAUUAUGUCUUUAUGUUUAAAAAUUUAAAAAGUUAAUAUCAAUAAAAUAUUGAGAUCGUGUAAACGUGUAUUGAUCCGUAUUCUACGUGACCGACCACACUUCCAGUGUGUAUGCCAUUCCACUCGGUUGCAAUCGAGCUUUUUGGUGUAAAAAAUAAUAUUUUACGGUUUUCACGAUCGUUUUUUUUUUACUGUUCUACGGUGUUUUGAAUUUCGUCAGAAUUUCUAAUGAUAAAAGUCUUGUAUGAAUAGUAAUUGCAUGCUUAGUCUUAGUAAGGUAAAUUUGGUCGAUUUAUUAAAAGUAUUAUGGAAUCUAAAAACGCCGAGUCUAUAGACAAAUUAGAUCAAAAUAAUACGUUUAUUGAAAAUGGUAUACCUAAAAAAGUUGAUAAGAAUAAUGUAAAAGGUGAAAAACGUAAAAAAUGUUUACGCGACAAAACAGCUCCAAGACCUCCAGAUUCUGCAUACAUACAAUUUUUAAAUGACAGACGCAAACGAUUUCGUUCGGAAAAUCCUAAUUUAUCAUUUGCUGAAAUAACCAAAGUUAAUACUGAAUGGAACCGGUUGUCAACAGAUAAAAAACAACUAUAUCACUUAGCAGCUGAAUGUUCAAAAUGUAUUGAAAAAUUAGUUGCAGCUUAUAAAAAGACAAAUGCAUAUAAAAAUUGUAUUCAACGUAAAAUGAAAGAGAAAAAACUUAAUACCCAAAUCCAAGAAGACGAAGAGGAUGAAGAAUUUAAAAAAGAGAAAUCACCUGGUGAUAUCAAAUUAAAAAAGUGGCACUAG
Messenger RNA from Rhopalosiphum maidis (corn leaf aphid), 937 nucleotides. RefSeq names its product high mobility group protein 20A-like. Lineage: Eukaryota; Metazoa; Arthropoda; Insecta; Hemiptera; Aphididae. The transcript is spliced from 6 exons. Gene Ontology annotation, biological process: regulation of gene expression. Gene Ontology annotation, cellular component: nucleus. The record is from RefSeq and is a predicted model, not a curated record. Bases 458 to 937 code for a protein of 159 amino acids.